Exaiptasia diaphana is the source of this 2719-nucleotide messenger RNA. Its product is annotated as kinesin-like protein KIF6. The coding region runs from base 104 to 2596 and encodes 830 amino acids. The transcript has 27 exons. NCBI's taxonomy places the organism in Eukaryota, Metazoa, Cnidaria, Anthozoa, Actiniaria, Aiptasiidae. The record is from RefSeq and is a predicted model, not a curated record. Gene Ontology annotation, biological process: microtubule-based movement. Gene Ontology annotation, molecular function: microtubule motor activity; ATP binding; microtubule binding.
UCCAAAAUGGCGGCUGGUUACUUGGAAAUUGUUUGUUUUGAAUAUCCACUAGAAAUUUUGAACUACUGACUUGUAAUUUUGCAAGAAAUGUUUAUGGUGGAACAUGGUUAAGCAAGGAAUUCAGAUUUAUGCCCGUGUAAAGCCAACAAAAGCAAAAACUGCAGAGUCUUACGACAUAGAAGAAGCAGAUGAUUCGUCCAUUGUCACUAUCUCUGUCCCCAAAGAUCUUGCAGAUGGAUUCAUUAACAACAAGAGAGAUAUUUACAAGUUUAGGUUUAAUAGAGUUUUUGACCAAAAAUGUACUCAAGAUGAAGUAUUUGAAAAUGUGGCUCAAGGAGUUAUAGAUAAUGUCCUUGCYGGCUAUAAUGGUACAAUUUUUGCAUAUGGGCAGACUGGUUCGGGUAAAACCUUUACAAUCACCGGUGGAGCAGAGAAGUAUUCUGAUAGAGGUCUUAUUCCAAGAGCACUGUCGUAUGUCUUUGAAUACAUUGAAAAGAAUUCAGAAAUGGUGUACACAAUCCAUAUUUCAUACUUGGAAAUUUAUAAUGAAAGUGGAUAUGACCUUCUUGACCCUAAACAUGAAGCAUCCAAACUAGAAGACUUACCUAAAGUUACUCUUCUAGAAGAUGGUGAUGGUUCCUUCCACUUAAAAAACCUAUCUUUGCACCAAGCAACCAAUGAAGARGAAGCAUUAAAUUUGCUGUUUCUUGGUGAUACCAACAGGAUGAUAGCUGAGACUCCAAUGAAUCAAGCAUCAACAAGGUCUCACUGUAUAUUUACAAUCCACAUUUCCUCAAGAGAACCUGCUAAAGCUACUAUAAAAAGAGCUAAACUCCAUUUAGUAGAUCUGGCAGGUUCAGAGAGGAUUGGUAAAACUGGCAUUGGAGGAACACUACUCACAGAAGCCAAGUACAUUAAUUUAUCACUACACCACCUUGAGCUGGUUAUAGUAGCUUUGUCUGAAAAGUCCAGGAGUCACAUUCCUUACCGUAACUCCAUGAUGACAUCUGUUUUACGAGACAGUCUUGGUGGUAAUUGUAUGACUACGAUGAUUGCAACUUGCUCUGUGGAGAAAAAGAAUUUAGACGAAUCCAUCUCCACCUGCAGGUUUGCACAGAGAGUAGCUAUGAUUAAAAAUUAUGUUCUCCUGAAUGAAGAAACUGACCCUAAAUUAAUAAUUGCUCAAUUAAAACGAGAAGUCCAGCAGCUCAAGGCUGAGAUUGCGAUGCAAACAGGAGAGCAAUAUACUGAAGACUUGACUGAAAGUGAAAUAGAAAGACUAAAGAGAAUGGUUUCAAGCUUCAUUGAUGAUUCAGACCCUGAAGCCACCCUCAGUGUUGGUGCUGACAUGAGAAAGAUUAACAUGUGCUUCUGGUUGCUAAAGGGUCACGUUCUUGAUAAACCAAAGGGUCUGUCUCCAUCAGAAAGUUUUAGAUCUAGAGAUGAUAGCAAUAGUGUAGACAGCAGUUACCUUGGACAWCACACUGAAGUAUCCAAGCUGAAGGAACUAAUAAAACAACGCGAUAACGAGAUCAAUAUUCUUGUGAAUAUGUUGAAAAAGGAGAAGCAACGUACUGCUGGUGGUAUAACUAAUGGACCAUUGCCACAACGUAGUUCUAGUCAGCCUAUCAAUGAACCUGAAAGAGACGUGUAUGAUCAGCAUCAAUUAAAGAAAAGUCAUUCAGUGGACCGAUCUUCAACAAAGGAUGAAGAGGAGACAAGCAGUCGUGAAGAGGAGCCGCCCGCCUACAAACGAAAACUAGAGGAAAUGUCUGUUGGGCGCAAAGAAGCCUUUGAAGUAUUCAAGCGAGAUUAUCCUCACAACGAUGCUAUCGACGAACACAAGCGUAACCUGAAACAGAGGUACAGCGACGCUAAACAAUGCGGAGAACAAGUCAACUCAUCAAGGCUGAAAAUAAAUAAACUAAAAACACAAAUUGAACAACAUCGGGUGAGGCAGUCAAUGCAAGGGUUGAUGUCCGGUGAAGACAGCGAACGCACAAUAGACGCAGAGGAAUCCAGACUUCGUCAAGCCAUGGAAGACGAAAAGUUAAGGUACAAGGAGAACUUCACGGCUCUACGCUCAAUGAAAACAGAGAUUGAACACUUGCAGCAUUUAUUGGAAAAAUCCAAAGUUCAGAUGCAGAAAGACUUUGAAAUAUGGUGGGCCGAACAGGCUGCGUUAACUGCGAACGACUCUAGAAACCAUGUUGCAAAUGCAUGGAGGACUCCACCUCUAUCUCCCAUUAAACCCUCGACAGAAAGGCCUCCUUCAGCCUCAUCAGCACGUCGUCAUAGAAACCGUCAAUCAUCAUCCAGCAGUUCUGGAAAGAUGGCGAAUAAACUUCGAGCAGAGGCUCUACUGGCGUCGUCAGGACUCACRAGUAACUUSUCAACGAGCAGMGGUUAUUCGUYGGAGAUGACGUCAAGCGGARGCGUGGACAAUGCRCGUGACAGUCACGCCAAGAACUCGCACAGCUCAUCAAGGAUUACUGGGUCUAGUAUACCGCUGACCGGCGACAGUCAAGCAGAUGAAGAUAUCAAAGCGUUUAUACRAGCGAGACAGAAUAUAUUACAACAGAAGGGCCACAGAUGACACAAGAUUUUAAUAUAUUCAUAAAUUAUACAAAUACCGCGACAUGGUGAAGGCCAACCACUGCACUUUAUGUAUAUUACUUCUGGGCAAGUCAAACUGAUUAUGAAUAAAUUAUAUCGACAA